Molecule: messenger RNA, 2520 nt
Organism: Erinaceus europaeus (western European hedgehog)
Lineage: Eukaryota; Metazoa; Chordata; Mammalia; Eulipotyphla; Erinaceidae
Gene: ACTL6A
Product: actin like 6A
Exons: 14
Coding region: 163-1452 (429 amino acids)
Biological process (GO): nervous system development; regulation of transcription by RNA polymerase II
Cellular component (GO): NuA4 histone acetyltransferase complex; SWI/SNF complex
Molecular function (GO): chromatin binding
Source: RefSeq, a predicted model, not a curated record
CUGCGCUCUGGGCGUGCAGACGCCGCUUUGUUGCCCAAGGGGGGCGUUCGUGGAAGUUGAGGGGCUCGCAGGCCGGUGCGUGUGGGAGACCCGCCGCCGCAGCCCAUUGCAGUCGCUUCGCCCGGGAGCGUCCAGCGGGGAGGGUCGCGCCUGGCGGCAGCCAUGAGCGGCGGCGUGUACGGGGGAGAUGAAGUUGGAGCCCUUGUUUUUGACAUUGGAUCCUAUACUGUGAGAGCUGGUUAUGCUGGUGAGGACUGCCCCAAGGUGGAUUUCCCUACAGCCAUUGGUGUGGUGUUAGAAAGAGAUGAUGGAAGUACACUGAUGGAAAUAGACGGCGAUAAAGGCAAACAGGGCGGUCCCACCUACUACAUCGAUACCAAUGCCCUCCGUGUCCCAAGGGAGAAUGCGGAGGCUGUUUCACCACUUAAAAAUGGAAUGAUUGAAGACUGGGACAGCUUCCAGGCUAUUUUGGAUCAUACCUACAAAAUGCAUGUCAAGUCAGAAGCCAGCCUGCAUCCUGUUCUCAUGUCAGAAGCACCGUGGAAUACUAGAGCAAAGAGAGAGAAAUUGACAGAGUUGAUGUUUGAACAUUACAACAUCCCUGCAUUCUUCCUCUGCAAAACGGCAGUUCUAACAGCAUUUGCUAAUGGUCGUUCUACUGGGUUGAUUUUGGACAGUGGAGCAACUCAUACUACUGCAAUUCCAGUUCAUGAUGGCUAUGUCCUUCAGCAAGGUAUUGUGAAAUCCCCUCUUGCUGGAGAUUUUAUUACUAUGCAAUGCAGAGAACUCUUCCAAGAGAUGAAUAUAGAACUUAUCCCUCCAUAUAUGAUUGCCUCCAAAGAAGCUGUUCGGGAGGGGUCUCCAGCAAACUGGAAGAGAAAAGAGAAGUUGCCACAGGUUACAAGGUCUUGGCACAAUUACAUGUGUAACUGUGUUAUCCAGGAUUUUCAAGCUUCAGUGCUUCAAGUGUCAGAUUCAACUUACGAUGAACAAGUAGCUGCACAGAUGCCAACUGUUCAUUAUGAAUUCCCCAAUGGCUACAACUGUGAUUUUGGUGCAGAACGGUUAAAGAUUCCUGAGGGAUUAUUUGACCCUUCCAAUGUAAAGGGAUUAUCAGGAAAUACAAUGCUGGGCGUCAGCCAUGUUGUCACUACAAGUGUUGGAAUGUGUGAUAUUGACAUCAGGCCAGGUCUCUAUGGCAGUGUGAUCGUGGCAGGAGGAAACACACUGAUUCAGAGCUUCACCGACAGGCUGAAUCGAGAGCUCUCUCAGAAGACUCCCCCGAGUAUGCGGUUGAAAUUGAUUGCAAAUAAUACAACAGUGGAGCGGAGGUUCAGUUCAUGGAUUGGUGGCUCCAUUCUUGCUUCUUUGGGCACCUUUCAACAGAUGUGGAUUUCCAAGCAAGAGUAUGAAGAAGGAGGGAAGCAGUGUGUAGAAAGGAAAUGCCCUUGAGGAGCUCCCACAUCUCUGCCUUCCUGUGUCACCUUAUGUUUCAUAGCUUUAGUAUACUCAGGAAAAGAUUGACCAUCUUUUGUAGAAUGUUUAUACAUUUUUGCAUAUUUCAAUUCCCAUUUAAAUUUUUAAGGCUUUAACUGGUUCUAUAAAUUAAGUUUGUGCAAAUGCACUUAUUCUUAAUACAAGCAUUUUAUAAUUUUGUAUAAAUGUCUAUUUUCUCUAAAUAUUUUGCUUUCAGUAAAAUGCUUUCCAACUCUGUUUAGUAUAUUAUCAGUGGGUUGGUAGAAUUACUUUUAUUAACUAGUAAAGCUUAUUGCCUAUGCUUUUUACCUCAGGCUUGCAAAAUAAAAAUUACUAGCUAUUCCAGAAACACAUUUUUGAAAUGUUGUGUGUUGUGAUUUGCUGCUUAAAGUGACCUUAAUUUUUUUUUAAAGCCUUUUGCCUUUAAAGGAGCAGUUGACAUCAUUUAUACCACUUUAAGAUACUCAUGAUAUGCAAAUACUAAGAUGUCCAAAUGUCAGAAUUUAAAAAACAGGAAUUUUAACCUGGAUUUUCUAUCUGACUUUAAAGUUUUGGUAGAAGCAUUAGUGUGCUGUAGUAACACUUAAACAAUCAAAUCUGCUGGCAAAACCAGUUAUUUGGACAGCAAGCUGCUUUGCUGUGUGUGCAACCCAGGUUUGAAGGACACUUCGGUGCAGUGGUCUCUUUCAUUCUGCCUCCAUCUUAAAACAAUAACAACAACAGUCAUUUGGCUUUGUAAGACAUUUUAAAAUAUAUUUACUUUUGUUUAUAGGCCAAUGGGGGGGGCAACAUGGUAAGUUAGGGUCAGGGACUUUCAUGCUUGAAGCACCAGCUGUCCCCUGUUCAAUCCCCUGGCACCACCAUAAGCUAGAAAUGAGCAGUGUUCUGGUUAAAAAAAAAAAAAAAGUUCUAAUGUCUUAGACAAGACUUGAUUUCAGUGCUUUAGUAUGCUGUGGAAACUUCUCCUGAAGAAUUUUUUCUUUCCUUUUCUGUAAAUUUAUCUUCCUUGUUUUGAUGCGAAUUUGUUUCUCAAGUCUCAAUCUG